AUGAAUUACCGCAUUCCAAAGCUAGCAGAGUCGGAAACUCGGCAGCCAGCUCUCCCGUGCUGGGAUGAGGAUGCCGUGAGCGAGGCUGAUGGAACAACGGCAACUGUUGGCGCCUUCGGACAACUUUUGCAGUUCAGCCAUUUCCUCGGUACUGGGAGCUCUGGCAUCUUCAGCGCGGACCAGCCUUCAGUGCAAGCGCCUUGUUGGGUUGGACGCAGAGCGGAUGAUCUUCGGGAAUUGUCGCAGCAGCCGUUCCAUAUCGGUCCAGCAAUCCCACAUAUCUGGUCCUAUGGUCUGAGGUUUCCGGAUCUCCUCACGAAGCCGAACGCUCAGCCCCAGCUUAAGUGGGCAUACUGGAGAUGGCCGCGCCACGAAUAUUCUCGAGGAGAUUUUGAGAACUACCCCAAACUGAAGUUGACUACGCAAUGGAUGGUUCAUGAGAAAACUAUUCUACAGCAGUGCCUUCUGAGGAAUGAUGGCGACAAUGAUAUCCAAAUUGAUGUGGAAUUUUCCAAACCAAUGGAAAUCAGGGACCUGGAUCAAUUCUGCAUGCCCAACGAAUUCAACAGGUGGACAACCCGCAAUCAUUACGUGGGACCAGGGCCAAAAGGCUACAGUUGGGUCUGGAUGCAUAGAUUCCCAGAGGCUAGUCUUGGGUGUGGGGCUACGCGAGCAACUGAUUUUACGCCAAAUUCUGUUGGCAAUAUCGACACGCGCCGUUCAGACACGUCGCCUGGGCGUAGCCCUUUGCCAAGAAAUGAAGGUCACGAAGAUGAGUCUGGGCCUUACGAGUCGUUCUAUAGAGGAGAUACCUUUGACGACCAAAAAGGGUCGACUCCUGACCCAGAUAAAACCCAGGUGGAAAAGAAGACCCCAUACGGAGUAACUGUCAUUACUUCUGUCGCAAAUGAUGGACAAGUCCAACGUUUCGAAAACGGGAUCACUCCGCAGAAGUGGCCUGUGGUUGUCAAGAGCCAGCAGAUGCCAGAGCCAACUGAUCGACGCCAAACUGUUGAGCUGGUCGUUGCAUAUAGACUGGUCCACUUCGCAACACCCGAGGUCCACUGGAAGGCCGCCAUCAUUCCCUAUCAAAGCAUGCAUGUCGAUCAAUUUCUCAGAGAGCAAGCACCACUUCGCCCAUUCCCAACCUCGAUUUUCUCAACAUUCAAAGAACACUAUCCAAACAGAGAGCAGAGCAGGGACGACUUCGUCGACGGUGGUUGCAUCGAAUCUCCUGAGGAUGUAAAGUGGUCACAUCAAAACAAGGUUGAGGAAACAAAACGCGUCCAGACGCAACAUGUACGUAUGGAUAUCUUAGUCGGUACCCCUGGGCUAUCAUCACCACAGAACCACCUGGAAUUCGUGAUCCGAAGGAAUUUAGAGCACAUUCUGUCGGUUUGCUCAAUCCAGGUGACGCCAGAUAGUUCUGGUAUCAUUACUUCCACUGCCGUUCCACAUUAUUUGCAUGAUGUAAACGCAGUUGCUUUGACAUGCGGCGACAUGUCGGGCCAUGCAAUACGCUGGUCUUCUAGCUUAGACUUUGUCAUCUUCCAAAGGAGCCAGACAUUAAUUCUAUCCUCUCCCGAAUCGAAACAACUUGUCGAGGCCAUCUCAAGUGGCUUCACCUCAUUCAUCAAGAAGGAGACGGACGACGCUUUGAAUCCAAGAUUUCAGAUCCUGAAAGCAGCAGCCUACACGGAACUAUCAGCUGGGAACGAUGUCGCGUAUGAGCUAAUGAGCAAUUGGGCUCCUCCCUGCGCGCCCACCCCGAUUGCGAAGAACGAUAUCGCGAGGCUACGCAGGCAUUUUGCUUCUGAAGUCUUCUUGCGUGAAGUUUAUGGGCGAUUCGUUACAGAAAAUGAUGUCUUGCGCCAACCUAUGCUCGCUGUCACGAGGUCUACGAGGGAAUCCAGAUUCCUGUUACAUGCCCGCGACACAGCGCUCUUCUACGACGAAAUGUUUGAUUUCUUUUCGGGCGAUGCAGCCAACAAGGAAGGGUGGAGCAAAACAAUAGAUUGUCAGAAGUAUCAUGAUGGAACCCAAGAAUCAAUCUGGAAAAAUCCUUUGCGCCACGCGCUAUGCGUUAUGAUGGGCACCAGAGGACUUAGUAUCAACAGCAAGCUGCCGGAUGAACUGGUUCAAACAGCGACAGAAGCUCUAUUUCGCAUGUGCAGCCCAAAUGGUUCCUUUCCUGGACAGCAACACCUUUCGAGGAGGAAUCCGCGAUUUCGAUCUACAGACAAAGACAUGGACCGAUAUUAUAAUGCUAGUUUCGAGAUACCAUAUAUUCUAUUGACCCAUAUGAGUCGAUUAAGCGAUGUUUACAACCGGCUUGCCUCGCCAAUCAUAGAGCCGACAAAUUCCGAGCCAAACCUCGAUGGAAGACUCAAAAGCAAUAUCCAUUCACAAGGACCUGCAGGUAAUGAGCAAUUUCAUCAAGCUCAGAGAGAUGCCGGCCUCUGGAUAUGUGAUUCAGGACAGCGUGAGAUGCUUCUGCUUCUUUCGGAAUUCGUUCUACAGCGAUCACGAGCUCUUAAUUCUGAUGGUCGUGAGGUCUUGGGGAAUGUCAGUCGAGCAAAGAAUCAUCAACGUUUCGUCAUGAAGAAAUCUGUGCCUUUCAACAAUUCGAUCGAAUCCAGCAAUAUCAUAGAGGAUGAAUGGUUGUUCAACUAUCCGCAGUUCUUAAUGACGAGGAAGCCCCUGAAGAGUGUUGUUUUCGAAACCGCUUCGGAUGAUCUGGAGACUGGGCCAGGGUUCUCAGAGGCUGACAGGAUACCUAGACUAUUCAACAGGUAUGGUAUGGCUUCUUUCAAGCAUCCAAAUACCGGAAGCUUACCCAGUACCGUGAACAGAUAUGAUGAGGGAGAAUUACGCUUUUGUGUCGUAGAUGUCCCCAGCUCGAAGUCUAUCGAGGGCGACCGGAGGGAUCGCCGCCCCGACUGCCAAUUUGGUACCUCUCCUGAGUUCCUUGAAAAACUGCUCACACCUGUCAGGACAGAGCGAGAUUCUAAAAAACGUCUGCUUUACUUUUCCAGGGCUAACGGGGAAAUCGUUUCCAUCUGCUUUGGCGCAAGUGAAACCUCUGAGGGACGAAACAUGAUGGACUUCUUUCGAAGGCAUUCUCGCCACGAAAAGCACGCCAUCGACCGAUGCAGUAUCGUUCAUAACUCCUGGGAAACGGAAUUGCAUUUGAGUUACUACCAAAUCCUAGACGAAUCUAAUAAUAUGUGGCCUGGAAUCCCUCCGUUCGAGAGCGAGCCGUUUCCUGGAAGUCGGGGGAAGAAAAUUGCCCGGGCUUCGACCAGUUUUCGAUUCAACGGUGACCUUUUUGACCGCUAUUGGACAUGCCAUUGGCUCGCAUACGUUCACAAAGGCUUGGAAAAUGGCUGGCAUGGGUCUCACAAUUGUCUUAACAGACCGAAGGACCGCCAGCGAAAAGUUCUUGAGCAACGAUUCUUUGCUGAAAUACUUACGAACUUGACGUUGAGCGCUGGAGACAUUUUGGCAGAGAUAAAGUCCUGCUUGGGUGUUAAAUCAGGAUCAUUUUCCAGCCCCAUUCCCAACAUAGAUGCGUACUCAUCUUGGAGCGCUCUCUGGGCGGGGUUCGAGCCUCUGCUCCAGACGUUGGAAGAGGAUCUUGCAUCCACUCAAGUCAUUGUUGAUCAAUGGGAAUCAAGAGAGGAGGAAAGAGGGAAAGAAAAGCCUCGCUGGACUCGUGAUCGUGAGAGAAAAUAUGGAGCCUCGAUCACGAAACUCCAUCGUGAGAUCAAGCGUCAGACUAGCACGCUACAAUACCUACACGCGAAUAUCAGGUCAUUGCGCGAAUCCUGCUCAAAUCGCCUCGUCAGAGCCCGAGAGGAACUCAGCUUUCGCAGCGAGCAGAACAUUGCGUCGUUCACAUAUGUCACAGUCGUCUUCCUACCCCUUGGUUUUAUCGCUAGCAUUUUCAGCAUGAAUGGGUCUCCAGAAACAAGUCUUGUGAUCAACAUGGUGGUCACUUCAGUCGUUGCACUGGCUAUCACGGUUUUCGUAUUGAUGAAUGCCAAGGCUCUCGCAAGCGUCGUGGACAAGGUAUCAAGCAAUUUCAGCAAGCUCACUAAUGAUACGAUGCGAUCCAGUUUGAUCAUCCAGGGCCGGGAAGGACUGAAACUCAAGCACAAGGCUCAUAACGGUGGCCGCCUCAGCCCAGACUCUAGGCGAGAUUCUUCGAAAGACAAGAUUCCGCGGAGAUUGGUAUUUUGGACUGGUUACAUCUUCUUUGAGGUACCCGCGAGGAGAAUUGCACUUGCCUGUCGCGCACUUGCACGGCCGCGAAACAAUCUCAAUGAUCUUGAAGAUUUAAUAAAGUUCGCGCGCAAGAAAGCUGGAUUCGACAACAACGAAGCGCCCGCCACGCCAAUUUCAGCCGCGAACGCCGUACAAUUCCUCUCCAAGACUACCGGACACGUGGCUAUAGAUUUUCAUGGAAAAAGGAUUGCUCGCGUCCUUCUAGGAUUCAUCCUAGUACCAGUUUUCCUGGCGACCUGGAUCUGUCAGAUCCUCUACUUCAACAUUUUAGAUAUGCUCAAUCUUCUCGGAGAACUACUACGCAGCGGGCUAUACUAUGCAUUUUUGGCUGAUGUCGACGGAUCUGACUCUGCUCUGAUAUCCAAGCUGACGGAGCCGCCGCAAUACUUGCGGCCGAUUAGGGGCAUCAGGAAUUAUCUCAGGCCACGAGAGGAAAGGUUUGAACCGAUAUCACGUGAAACUUCGUCGCUCUCGAGUGGUAGUGAGUUUUGA
Molecule: messenger RNA, 4779 nt
Organism: Diaporthe amygdali
Lineage: Eukaryota; Fungi; Ascomycota; Sordariomycetes; Diaporthales; Diaporthaceae
Exons: 7
Coding region: 1-4779 (1592 amino acids)
Biological process (GO): metal ion transport; transmembrane transport
Cellular component (GO): membrane
Molecular function (GO): metal ion transmembrane transporter activity
Source: RefSeq, a predicted model, not a curated record